AUGGCAUCCCACGUCCAAGCACAAAACAGCACCUACAAUAAUCCAGUCCUCUCAGGGUGGCAUUCCGACCCCUCGUGUGUUCUGGUAGGAGAUACGUUCUUCUGCGUAACCUCGACUUUCAUUUCUUUCCCAGGACUCCCAAUCUAUGCCUCGAAAGAUCUGAUCAAUUGGAAACAUGUCAGUCACGCCUGGAACCGCGACAGCCAACUUCUUGGCCUUUCUCGAAACACCACUGGUCAACAGGAGGGAAUGUUUGCAGCAACUAUCCGCCAUCAUGAUGGUCUGUUUUAUGUGGUAUGCGAAUAUCUCGGUAUACCAGGAGGACUUAUUGGCGUGAUGUUUAAGUCGGCGGAUCCUUUUGAUGAUGCGGCAUGGGCCGACCCUGUUAUUUUCCAUCCCAGUGGAAUUGAUCCCGAUUUGUUCUGGGACGAUGAUGGAAAGGUGUAUAUGGCGACACAGACAAUCAACAUCCAAGAAAUCAACCUUGAAACUGGAGAGCUCAGUCAACCGCCAAACAAUGUGUGGAAUGGAACAGGUGGAUCUUCACCAGAGGGCCCCCACAUCUAUAAGAAAGACGGAUAUUACUAUCUUCUCAUUGCUGAAGGAGGAACUGAACUUGGCCAUGCGGUCACCAUGGCUCGAGCGACUAAUAUCAACGGUCCUUACAUUCCAUAUGAGAACAACCCCGUUUUGACGAAUCGUGGUACCGAUGAAUAUUUUCAGACGAUCGGACAUGCCGACCUCUUUCAAGAUACUCAAGGGAAAUGGUGGGGAAUAUGUUUGACAACACGAUCAGGACCGGAAUGGGUGAUUUAUCCUAUGGGCCGCGAAGCUGCUCUCUUUCCCGUUACCUGGAAUGAAGGCGAAUAUCCUAUCAUGGAACCGGUUCGAGGCACCAUGAGUGGAUGGCCAAUGCCACCACCUACCCGUGAACUCCCAGGAACCGGCCCUUACAACUCUGAUCCCGAUGUAUAUGACUUCCCAGUCGGAGAACCACUUCCUAGAAAUCUUGUCCACCACCGUGUCCCAAGAGAGGGCAUGUUUUCCGUGACCGAGGAGGGAUUGAACAUUGUACCGAGUCGCAAUAAUCUGACAGGCACGCCACUUUCAACGGAAACUCCAGAACUUACUGGCCAACUUGGUGUGCCGUUUAUCGGACGCCGUCAGACUGAUUCUCUGUUUUCCUUCACCGUCGACCUGACUUUCACUCCAAAAGAAAUCGAACAGGAGGCAGGGGUCACCAUCUUUUUGACGCAAUUCAACCACAUUGAUCUUGGCUUGGUGCUUCUGAAGGGUGAGGGAGAGACAGAACCUGUACUAUCGCUUCGUUUCCGUGCAGAGGGAACCGGAACUCCUCCGGUACCGGUGAUUGUAACGCUACCAAGUGACUGGCCAACUUCGCCUAUUCGAUUGCAGAUUGAAACAAAGGAUAAAGAUACAUAUGCGCUAUCUGCAAUGCCAGUUGAUAUUCCAUACGCCAAAGUCACGGUUGCUACGGCGUCUGCUGGUCUGGUGAGUGGUGGAGCUGGUUCGUUUGUGGGAAGUUUGGUAGGUGUUUAUGCGACGUGUAACGGAGCUGGAAAGAGUGGACGGGCAGAAUGCCCCGCUGGUGGUGUGGCACACUUCAAGCGUUGGAGAUACAGCGGAUUAGCACAGUAUAUCACGGAAACCGAGUCUGUUCCUAGCUCAAAUAUCUCCCCAAGCUAG
Hymenoscyphus albidus is the source of this 1707-nucleotide messenger RNA. NCBI's taxonomy places the organism in Eukaryota, Fungi, Ascomycota, Leotiomycetes, Helotiales, Helotiaceae. The record is from the annotation of a GenBank genome assembly.